UAGAACACUUGCGCCACUUUGUGGAAUUGUCACAAAACUACAAUUGAACGACAUAGCAUUGGCCUGGGCGGCUUCCGUACAAUGUGACAACAGAAGGUCAAUCAUGGCCGCCUGUGCGAAAGGGCUCGAUAAAUGUAUCAUACUGCUGAGGUCAUGUCGAAAUGUGCAAUUCCAAAGUGAACGAUUUCUUUCCACGUCUAUGUGGCGUCAGGCUGACAGCGAACCUCCGAAAUUUGUCCCCCCAUCUAAACCUGUCAUAAUAGACAAAACGCAGACUCUGGCAUCUCUGCGAAAAUUCCUAAGCCCAGAGUUCAUCCCUCCCCAGGAGAGGACAAGCCCCCUAAAGUUUUCCAUUGAGAGGAAGGACAUGAUUCGUAGAAGGAAAGUGCUCAAUAUUCCUGAAUUCUACGUAGGGAGCAUCCUUGCAGUGACGAUGGCCGAUCCCAAUGCUAGUGGGAAAAUCAAUCGCUUUGUUGGAAUUUGUAUCCAGAGGAGUGGGAAAGGACUGGGAGCCACAUUUGUCUUGAGGAACAUCAUUAAUAAUCAAGGUGUCGAGAUCUGCUAUGAGCUGUACAGCCCCCGGAUACAGAAAAUCGAAGUGCUGAAGCUGGAGAAAAGGCUGGAUGAGAACCUGAUGUACCUGAGAGAUGCUCUUCCUGAGUAUAGCACUGUGGACCCCGAAAUGAAGCCUGUGCCCUUCUCCCCUACCGGAGAAGUGCCCUUUAACAAGAUGAAAGUAAGAAUGCGCCCGAAACCGUGGUCCAAACGAUGGGAGCGGCCCAAGUUCAACAUCCAGGGCAUUCGAUUCGAUCUCUGCAUGACGCCGAAACAGAUGGAGUUUGUGCAGAAGUUUGCCCAGCCCUGGCUGGAGUACGACAUGUUGAAGGAGUACGACACCUCCAAACUGGAGGAGAAGAUCCUCACUGAGGUCCAGCAGGAGAUUAGCAAGUGAGGAAGAUCAUCCAACACAACAUGGCAGUCGAUGUCGUGUUCAACCUUUUCCAAGAAUGAGAAAUGACCGUAAAAUCGUUUGAGUGAACGUGGACAUUGUGACAUUUUCACUCCUGUUCAAGCUCAGUGGCUCACUGCAUCACUGUAUAUGAUGAGACUAUGUAGUCGUGGGCUUCCCAGGCUUUUGUUUGUCUUAUCUAUGACUUUAUUAUAUGAGCUGCUGACCAUUACAUCUCUGUGCAGAUAUACAAGCAUUUGCAUUAUAGAACCUAUUAAACUGUCCAUGCUUUGACUUAAAUGUAGUCUUCUAUGUCUCUUGAUUGUUUAAUUAUUGCUUGUUUGUGCAUCCGUGAUUCUCUCACAGGUCUUUAUUCGCUUCAACCCGUGAUUUUUAAGAGGAAGAGUCAAAAAACAGAUGACUUAAAACCUCUGGAUGCUUUUCUCUGCCCUCUUUAAGAACAAUACAUUUAAAUUUGGUGGUGGCAGAGGAGCAGACAAGCCUGUGCUCACUUUUUUCUUGUUGAGGGUUUUAACACUAGGUGGCAUUAUUUCUCUAUUUAUGCUGCACCCACCGUUUCCAUAACUUGGUAUUUUUGAGGGGAAACUCCAGCAAUGUGGGAAAAAAAGUUGAAACCUUUUUUUGCUGGUUCAUUCAGCUUCUUAGUUCAAAUUCA
Menidia menidia (Atlantic silverside) is the source of this 1625-nucleotide messenger RNA. NCBI's taxonomy places the organism in Eukaryota, Metazoa, Chordata, Actinopteri, Atheriniformes, Atherinopsidae. The record is from the annotation of a GenBank genome assembly.